This is a messenger RNA of Penicillium soppii, 3126 nucleotides long. Its product is annotated as glycoside hydrolase family 18 protein. The record is from RefSeq and is a predicted model, not a curated record. The transcript is spliced from 8 exons. Bases 1 to 3126 code for a protein of 1041 amino acids. Gene Ontology annotation, biological process: carbohydrate metabolic process. Lineage: Eukaryota; Fungi; Ascomycota; Eurotiomycetes; Eurotiales; Aspergillaceae. Gene Ontology annotation, molecular function: hydrolase activity, hydrolyzing O-glycosyl compounds; chitin binding.
AUGUCCAGGGUCGUCGGUUAUUACGAAGGAUGGUCUACCCGGCGUCCCUGCCAUGACUUCUGGCCCGAACAGAUUCCUCUCGGCAUCUACAGCCACAUCAACUUCGCAUUCGCCACCAUUGAUCCAAAGACAUUCAAGGUGGGGCCGCCUGACGACCGGGAUGUAGAAUUAUAUCGCCGGUUGACUUCCCUGAAAACCUACGACAAAGACCUCAAAGUGAUGAUUGCCAUCGGAGGAUGGACGUUCAACGACCCUGGUCCAACUGCCACAGUGUUUUCGGAGCUCGCAGCAUCAGAAGAGAAACAAGACAAGUUCAUUGCUUCGUUGAUUUCGUUCAUGUCCACCCAUGAUUUCGACGGUAUAGAUCUCGACUGGGAAUAUCCCGAAGCCGAUGACCGCAACGGAAAGCCAGAGGACUUCAAAAAUUUCCCUAAGUUCAUGGCCAGACUGAAAACCGAGUUGAAAAAAACACCUGGGCGAAGUGAGCUUUCGAUCACGCUACCAGCAUCAUAUUGGUAUCUCCAGCACUUUGACCUCAAAGGCCUGGCUAAGCACGUUUCAUUUUUCAACAUCAUGUCCUACGAUAUGCAUGGCACCUGGGAUCAAGGCAACAGAUGGACAGGUGCUUUCUUGAACCCUCACACCAACUUGACGGAAAUCAAAUCCGCUCUGGAACUGCUUUGGCGGAACGACGUGGAAGGAGAUCAGGUUGUCAUGGGGCUCGCAUUUUAUGGACGAUCUUACACGACCCAAGGGUGUGUGGAGCCUGGAUGUGUGUAUGCCUCCGGGGGUCUUCCAGGUCCAUGCAGCAAAGAGGCAGGAAUUCUUCUCAACAACGAGAUCAUGGAUAUCAUCGACGAGAAAAAGUUGAAGCCAAAGCUCUACAAAGAGGCCGCAGUCAAAGUUGUCACUUGGGAUGAUCAGUGGGUUUCCAUGGAUGAUCGAGAGACCCUAGCCAUGAAAGCCCAAUUUGCCCGUGAACAGUGUCUCAGCGGAGUUAUGGUGUGGGCGAUCAGCCAUGACACGCCCGCGGCAAACUUCUCACGAGAUCUGGCAAAGAUCACUAACCGCCAAGUCUUAAUGCAGAGAGACCAGGUUGACUCUGACAUCAUCACAGAGAAGACGAACCACAACCAGUGUCGAUGGUCCAACUGUGGAAGGCCCUGUCCUGGAGGAUGGAAAAUGUCCCAAAGAAUCGACGACUGGAAGACUGGAAGCCCAGAAUAUAUGAUGGAUGACACGCACUGUAACGGCUUGGGCACACGCUCAUGGUGUUGUCCUCCUGAUGCCAAGUUGCCAAAGUGUGGCUGGUAUAGCUUCAACGACGGUAACUGUCAGUCUGGGUGUCCGAGUGGGAUGACUGAGAUUGGUACGACAACAAAUGGAUGCAAAGACAGGUACCCUCCAGAAUACCAGUCAGCAUGUUGCACAGUGGAAGACGAUUCCAAAAAAGAGCUGAGCAGCAUGGCGCUUUACAACACCUGCGAAUGGGGCAAGUUCCCUGAGUGCGGUGAUGGCAAGUGCUCCGGGGGAAGCACUGGCCAAGACACUGUCACUCACUGCGCAAGUAUUGUUGCAAUACGGAGUCGAAAAGCAAGCGAUUCAAGAACUGCAACUGGCGCAACAACGUGGGCUUACGCUUGGACGGUCAAGGGUGUGUAUCUGGAUGUGAUGAAAAUCAGCUACACCGAGACCUCACGUGUAUCCGAUGAAUUGCAAGAGUUUUCGGAUGCACUCAUUGACUGGACAACCAACUACGUAUGUGCGGAGAGCUACCCUGAGACACCUCGUACAUCUGAAGCCAAUUCCCUGAGUGUCCGCGAGGAUAAAUGCGAGGUUAUCGCAACUCGUUUCCUGGUCGUUCACUUGGUUGCAAUCUUCUCAGGUUACCAACAGGGUCAGGACGAUCACUGGCAUCGUCUGGUCAACGCUUGGAACAACAUUGCAGGGCAUCUUUUCGAGAACCUGAACACCGCCACGAUGCUUCCUAGCCUUUUCUCGGGUAAGACUAUGCCAGAGUUCCUACGAGAUGGUUAUAAGAAGACCGCGACAUCCAUCUACCUCAACCCAUCAGGAUACAAUCAGCUGUUCGAUGAAUCGUGUGGCUCGACACUUGCCCGACGGGAGUCCACAUGGAAACAAGAGCGAGAUGUGCUUCACCACCUACAAAAAAGGGCCAAUAGCAAGGUGCUUUAUUUCGAGUGCGUGGAUAAAGAUGGCAUCGACAGGCUGAUACGAUGGACGAGAUUUGCUUAUCCAGGGUCAAAGGACUGGUUGGAAUUGAAGACUAAAGAUGCAAAGAAGGACCCCAAAAAGAAAAAGGCGAUCGAUCAAACUGUGGAUCUUGACACUUCCGAUGAUUGUGGAAAUACUGCAGUGCGUCAACGAACGGCGACAACGCAGGAGCUUAACCCCGAAAAGCCCGAUAGAGGCAAGGACCCAGAACCUGAGGUCAACACGGAUCACCCGUUAGAGGUGAAAUUGAUUCGCAGGUUCAUAGAAUGGGCCAUCCUAAACUGCGCAAGUGUUGAUUGUGACUUCCUCUUCAACUUCUUCAUCAAAGAUAUCAUUCCGAAAACUGCACCAAAAACCCCGGGUAGCAACCAGAUACUUCAAAAGCCCAUUGAUCGGAUUAUGGAGCAAAUUGGAAGCAAGAGCAACUUCGAUGUGUUCCGGCUGAUGGCUCGAAGUUUGAACAAAUUGAAACGCGAUCUCUGGGAUUUCGAUAAACCCAAAAACGUGAUGUUUGCUCAAAACGCUUGGCUCGAAAUGGUCGCAAAGAAAGAUCCAAGCCAGGCUUUGACCAUGCUACGAAAUGUUAUUGCCGUCUACAAUUAUCAGAAUUCCGACGAUAUCUUCAAAAGAAUUAUCACCGUCUACCAGGCUAUUCGUGAGGAGUUGACACGCACUUCUCUGGCGCACUUCCAGCUAGGGCAUGACUUCAUCGAUUUGGUGAGUUGCUGGGAUCGCUUCUUUGAAAUCCAGCAGAACGAAAUGGUCAAAUUCGGAAAAGACUUUGUCGAGAACGGAAUUGAUCAAAUGGCAGCUCGAUGGGUUGGUGAUUCAGAAAUAAGCGACUCACUGCGAAAACGGCCCACGCAGUCCGAGAAACACUUCAAGCGUUGA